Messenger RNA from Lolium perenne, 738 nucleotides. The record is from RefSeq and is a predicted model, not a curated record. Lineage: Eukaryota; Viridiplantae; Streptophyta; Magnoliopsida; Poales; Poaceae.
AUGGAUUCCUCCUCCUCCUCUGCCUCCUCCGGCCUAUCCUUCCAAUCCUACUCCUCCAGCGAGCCGGAGCCGGACUUCGACCUGAUGGCAGUGUACGAAGCCCUCGCCCCAGAAUGGUGGGAUGAGAGGGAUUGGGUCUUCACCGACGAGUCGGAGGACGACGCCUCCCUGACCGACGGGGAGGACAACCUCCAGCUCCUUGUGGGUGGAGUGGUGGAUCCGCUGUGUGAAGUCGCUCCGACCAAGUGCGUCAGCCUGGACUGCGAGUUCACCAUCGCGAAGCCAGGAAGCCAGAAGGACCUUCCACUCCAGCACAGGCAGCACAUCGCGUCGCUAGCGAGGUGCUCGUCUUCCAUAUUGUGCACGUGGCAAUGCAGUGUUGCAGGCCCUCAGGGAAUUCCUUGGGGUGUUGUUAUCGGCAACAACCUGAAGAUGCUCGAGUAUUAUAACCUUGCAGCCAUUCUGGGGGCUCAUGACCUCCAGAGGAUCAUCCCUAACCCGACAAAGAACUGUCCUCCUUCGCUCUAUGAUCUGUCCAACCAUUACGUUGGGAAAAAGCUUGUGAAGAAUCCUCACAAUUCCAUUAGAUGCGACAAUUGGUCCGAGUUCCCAUUGGACUAUGAUCAACUCAAGUAUGCCACUCUGGAUGCGCAUAUCAACUUCAUAAUAGCUAGGAAGCAAUGUCAUCUAGUCGGCUACGAUAGCAUUAUGGAUCACCUCAAUGUAGAGAUGAUGUAA